AUGCAGUUCAGACUUCCCAUUAAACAGGGUGAAUUCAAAUCAGGAGAUGUGAAUGCCUUGAUUGAUGUUGAAUUGAGUUCUCCCAUUGAUGUUGAAUCAAUUCUAGUUGGCACUAUUCGGGGUGCAACUGAAGAGAAUUCACCGAUUGGGGUUCAUGCUAGUUCUUCUAAUGCUAUGGAUGAGAGUUCUUCUAUUCCAAUUAAUCAGGACUUGUUGGGGAUUACAGUUGCUUCAAUUGAAGAAGCAUAUAAUUUAUAUAAUGACUAUGCUUCAAGAUUGGGAUUUAGUGUUAGAAAGGGCAAGCAGUAUUACGUUCCCGGUACUCAGAUUAUUAAAAUAAAAAAAUUCCACUGUGCAAAGGCUGAUUUCAAGUCUAAUACAAAUAAGUCUUCAAGGUCAUAUUCAAGCGUAGACACACGAACAGGGUGUACUGCAGGUUGUCAGUUUGAUAUGGCGUCUAAUGGGCAGUUGAUUGUGACAAAACAGGUAAAGGAUCAUAACCAUGAGUUGUGCCCACCUUCGAAAAGUUAUCUUCUUCGGUCACACCGAAGUGUUGGUGCUAAUCAAUUGUCUUAUGUAAAAGACUUGAAAAGGAGUGGGUUUGCACUGUCGGAUGACAUCCGGUUUUUGAAGCAUCAGUCUAGAGGUUCACCUUUCGUUGGAUUUACACCAAGGGAUGCAUAUAAUAGCCUACUUACAGAUUCGAUAAAGAGCCUAGAUGGCACCGAUUCGAAUUCAUUAAUUGAUAUCUUUAGGCAGAGGCAAUUAAAUGACCUAACUUUUUCUUUGAUUUUGAAGUGGAUGGCGAUGCAAGAUUGUACAUUCUUGCGAGCUAUGGAUGGUAAGUGUCCACAAACAAUCAUGACCGAUCAGUGUUCUGCUAUGUCUGCUGCAAUUUCACAAGUUUUCCCAAGUGCAAGACACAGACUUUGUAUUUGGCAUAUUGGAGAGAAUUCAAAAAAGCAUAUCAAAGGUUUAAGGAGUCAAAAAGGCUUUAUGCAGUUAUUUAAUCUUCUAUUGAAGUACACGGACACUGAAGUUGAGUUUGAAUUUUAUUGGAAUAGGAUGAUGACAGAGUAUAAGUGCCAUACAAAUGCUUGGUUAGACAAAUUGUAUGAUAUUAGGGAGAAGUGGUGUCCUGCUUUUAGUAAAGAUUACUUUUCUGGAGUGGAUGAGUGUAAAGAGAAUGGAGAAGAUGUGCGGUGUUCUCAAGGGUUGCCUACAAUGGCAUUGGAUCAUGUGAAGCUUCUUUUACAUGCUAGGAAUGUAUACACCAUAGAGGUAUAUUACUUGUUUGAAAAACAAUAUUUGAAAGGUGUUGCAUGUCAUCAAGAGAUUGUGGCGAGCAAUGCUAAUGAGUUUAAAUAUCACAUUUGGCGCCCAGAUAUUGACAUUAUUCGGCAUGAAGUUUGUUUCAAUAUGAAGGAUAUGACAAUAUGUUGUACUUGUAAGUUUUUCUCAGAGAUGGGCAUUCUUUGUUCACAUUGCUUGCGUAUUUUUAACAUUCAUUGUAUUGAAAAAAUUCCCGAGAAAUAUAUUUGUAAUAGGUGGACAAAAAAGGUGGUUGAAGACAGGAUAAUGGAUAUUGCAUCAUCUUCUAGUACGCUUACCAUUGCUUCUCCAAUUUGGGUUAUAGAAAUGGGUAGAAAAUUGCAAAGGUUAGUUCUAUCAAGUCAAGACAAUUGCAAAGCUCGACAAGUCUGUGAAGAAAUUUUUGAAGAUGGUAGAAUAAGGAUUGAAGGUGAGCAAGUUGUUUCUGAUAUUGCUGGUAGUGGUUAUCUUGUUCAUCCUAGUGGCAAUACUAGUUCAGAGUUGAUUUGUGGUUAG
Molecule: messenger RNA, 1827 nt
Organism: Ipomoea triloba (trilobed morning glory)
Lineage: Eukaryota; Viridiplantae; Streptophyta; Magnoliopsida; Solanales; Convolvulaceae
Product: protein FAR1-RELATED SEQUENCE 7-like
Exons: 8
Coding region: 1-1827 (608 amino acids)
Biological process (GO): regulation of DNA-templated transcription
Molecular function (GO): zinc ion binding
Source: RefSeq, a predicted model, not a curated record